Molecule: messenger RNA, 4444 nt
Organism: Bufo gargarizans (Asiatic toad)
Lineage: Eukaryota; Metazoa; Chordata; Amphibia; Anura; Bufonidae
Gene: UVRAG
Product: UV radiation resistance associated
Exons: 15
Coding region: 125-2221 (698 amino acids)
Biological process (GO): SNARE complex assembly
Cellular component (GO): endosome; lytic vacuole
Molecular function (GO): SNARE binding
Source: RefSeq, a predicted model, not a curated record
GCGUGGCCGUGCCGAGGGUCGGGAGAGCGCAUGUGCAGAGCCCAGGAUGGUGGCGCGCCCGAGACCCGGAAGGAAGCGGCGUCAUCCAGUCAGUCAGUGAGCGGAGGAGCGGAGCGCCGCCGUCAUGAGCCUGCCCGGGCCGGUGAGGGGCAGCGUCAGGGAGGGCAUGCCGGUGUCCAUCCCUCCUGGGGUGGGAAUGGUGGCCGGGCCGCGGUCUCUGCAUGUAGAGCUGCACACCCAGCAGCGGCGCCUUCGCCACCUGCGCAGCAUCGCAGCGCGGAACAUCGUCAGUAAGAACGGAUACCGCCUGCUGGACACCUACUUCACACUUCACCUGCUCGGGGGGGAGAAAGUUUACAAAGAAUUCUACAGGAGUGAGGUGGUGAAGGACUCCCUGAAUCCAACAUGGAGAAGCCUGGACUUUGGAUUGAUGCCUGACCGGCUGGAUACGUCUGUGUCCUGCUUCGUCGUCAGGAUAUGGGGGGGCAAGGAUGAUGAUUAUCGUCUGUUAAUCGAAUGGGAAGUAAAUCUGGAUGGACUCAAGUAUUUGGGCCCUCAGAUACAUGCCUGUAACCCGAAUGAAGUCAUUUUCGGUCUCAACGACGGCUAUUAUGGCGCCUCUUUCGAAAGUAAGGGUAAUACCGAGUCACGCAGGAACAGCCACCUGCAGGUGGAGCAGAAUGCGGUGCGCAACUCCUAUGGAGUCUUCUCUCUGCUGAGGCUUCACCGGGCCCAAUGUGCCAUCAAGCAGACCCAAGUGACUGUUCAGAAAAUCGGUAAGGAGAUCGAGGAGAAAUUGCGCUUAUCUUCAUCGAGCAACAAGCUGAAAAAGGAGAGCGAGUGUUUACGACUGAAAAUCCUGGUGCUUCAGGACGAGCUGGAGAGACAGAAGAAGGCUUUGGGUCGGGAGGUGGAGCAACUCCAUAAGGAACGAAACGCCCUGAAUGCUAAACGUAAUAAAUUUAACUCUCAGCGGGAGAAGCUGCAGAAGAGAAGCGAGUCCCUCAACGAGUUAAGAAAGGAGUGUACGGCGAAGAGGGAGUCGUUCCUGAAGACGAAUGCACAGCUGACCAUCCGCUGCCGGCAACUUCUCUCUGAGCUUUCCUACAUCUAUCCCGUAGAUGCGCUUGAACUAAAAGAUUACUUUAUAUGUGGGGUGAAAUUACCAAAUUCAGAGGAUUUUCAAGCUAAAGAUGAUGGCAGCGUGGCUGUGGCGCUGGGCUACACGGCUCAUCUGGUAUCUAUGAUUUCCUUCUUCCUACAAGCACCACUGCGAUAUCCCAUUCUCCAUAAGGGCUCCAGAUCUGCAAUCAAAGACAAUAUCAACGACAAACUGACGGAGAAGGAGCGAGAGUUUCCGUUAUAUCCAAAAGGAGGUGAGAAGCUUCAGUUUGACUACGGCGUCUACCUUCUCAACAAGAACAUAGCUCAGCUAAGAUACCAACAUUCCCUGGGGACCACAGACUUGCGACAGACUCUCCCCAACCUGAAGACGUUUCUGGAGCAUGGCCUCUUGGUCAGAUGUGACAGACAUCACACUUCAAGUGCAAUUCCCGUUCCAAAGAGGCCGGCCAGCUCCGCGUUUGGAAGUCACGAAUUUGGGUUUUCCAGUCGGACCCCAACACCAGAGAAAGGACCUCGAAAGCGUGCCAGCUCGGAGAACGAAAAAACCCAAUACAGAACGCCUCCCCCCAGCUACAAGAUGGCGGUGGCGGAGCCCAUUGCAAUACUAGUCCCAGCAACUCCGGCCGACAAGGGUCAUCUCAGCUCCUCACUGGACGCCAGCAUCGACGCGUCCAAGGGCAACACUCGCGAGGAUUUUUGCGAGAGCCUUAACGGCGAUAGCAUUGCGAUCACAGAAAGCCACGGGCUCAGCCAGACCGAGCCCUUCUUGGACUCCUGUGCGGUGAACGGAAUUUUUUUGCCGAACGAAAGCAUGGAAUUUGUAAGCGAAGGCGCUCCCUGCGGCGUGCACCCCUCCCUCAGCAACGACCUGCACUGCGCCGUGGAACAGGCCGAGGAGAUUCUUGGCACGGAAGCCUCAGACUUCACCUCAAGGGAUCAGUUUGAAGCGUUUAACAGCAUUCCGGUGGACCGCGCCGUGGCCGUGGAGUGCGACGAUCAAGUCCUGGGAGAGUUUGAGGAAUUCUCCCGUAGAAUUUACGCGCUGAACGAGAACAUGUCUAGUUUCCGCAGACCGCGGAAGAGUUCAGAUAAAUAAACAAGCAACAUCCGCAGAAGAUUUGUCUUUGCACAUCGUUAUCCUUUGUAUCUGGCAACGAAAAGCAUUCAAUUGUUGUGGAUUUCAGCGUAAAUCCAAGUUUCACUGCCGCUGCGUGGGCCACAAUUUACUUAAAAAAAAUAUAUUUUGUGCUAUUUUUUUAUUUUAUUUUAAAGGAGUCGUACAGCACUUGUUUUCUGAAGUAGUGCCGCUCUUGACUUUGAUCUUGUACUUAUGUAAAUGGUGCAGAGCUGCAAUACCAGACACAGCCCAUGGACCAGAGUGGCGCUGUUUCUUAGGAAAAGUUAAACCUGUUGUACAACCCCUUUAGAGGCCAUGUAUUGUCUUCACAGCCAUUUUUUUUUUUAUAUUCUUCAGUCUUUCUAAAAUGAGAAAUGAGGCCGAUUUUUCAAAAUAGUCUGUUAAAAAUUUCCAAUCGUUUUGUGUAUGCAGCUCCUUUGCAGACCUGUGUGUCUCCAUGGUAACAGACAGCAAACAAACCCUGUGUAGUCUGAUCCUGCAGUCCUUUUCCCUUCCAUCCGGUCCCUGCCUCUUGUUACUAUACAUUUGGUAUGACGAGUGGAGUAGCACUUGACUGCAGGAUCAGACUACACAGGUUGUUUGUAGUCUGUAACCAUGGAGACUUAUUGACCUGUUUAUGAACUGUAUACACAACACGGUAGGAGAUUUUUUUUUUUAUUUUAUUUAAUUUUUAACCAAGACUGUUUGCAUAAUUGUUUCUUUUUUUUUUUUUUUUUUAUGUGGAAUCCAUUGAAGACAUUUAAAAAAAUAAAAAAUGGUUGUGAAUGUGGACAUCCCCUUUAAGUUUGGCCGUGCUUCAUCCAUGUAGCCGACUGAGGGUAGCUGACUCUGUGCAUGGCCUUUGCUGUAUCCUGAUCUGGACCAUAAAUUUAUAGGAGGAAAUGUUUUUUAAUUAUUUUUUUUUUUUGUUACCCAAACUUUAUCGAUUUGAUUUAAUCUCCUCCUCACCACCCGCCUUAGGACUAGUCACAUCUGCAUGCAUGUUCAUGCAGAUUUUUUAUAUUUUUUUUGUACCAUAUUUAGCAUGUAGCUAGAAAUUUGUAAGCCGUGAAUUAUCAGGAAUUAUUAUAGUGAGGUUUUUUUUCCAGCAUAUGUUUUUUGCUUCUACACCUACAAUAAAAAUCACAGGUAAUUGAAGUCACUGUGGGAACGCUGGGUGACAACCAGUAUGGCUGGCCUUUGCUAUUCCGGAGUCCAGUAAGCUGAGUAACAGCCUUGUGGGUAAGCAGCAAUUGGCAGCCAUGUUGAUUGUCAUCCAGCUUUUCCAGAAUUGAAUGUAAGUAUAUGAAGGACUUGUAUGCUCAAACUUUUUUCCUCCCUUCUGAAUUUAACGGGGUGUGCCCCUUUACAAGUAAGAUCCGCCUUAUUGUAAUGUAUCUAAAAUGAAAAGUAAAGAAUCUUGAUUAGGGACGAGCGAACUUGUGUUUCAAGUUCGGCGUAUAAGGUUCGGGUUCUCUAAGAAUUCCGUUAUAGAUUCCGCUACCACGGACCAUAAGUUAUAGUGGAAUCCCUAACAGAAUUCUUUGAUAACCCGAACCUUGCACGCCGAACUUGAACCACAAGUUAGCUCGUCCCUAAUCUUGAUUGAAACUGGUCUACUCAUCUGUGUCUACAGCUCCUGUGCUGAUCUAUGUGUCUCCAUGGUUACAGACUACAAACACAUCCUGUGUAGUCACCUCCUGAAGUCACAUUGCCGUCCUUCUGCCCCCUAGCAAAUAUAUCUUAGUAAGAAGUAAAGGAAAGUUGUGACUGCGGGAUCAGACUACGUAAGAUUUGUUUGUAGUCUGUCACCAUGGAGACACAUCCCUGCACAGGAGCUCCUAAAACAGUAGGGUAUUUUUAAUCAAACUAUUUACAAAGUUGCUUCAUUUUUCAUUUUGGAUCCAUUGGAGCAUUGUGAAGGUGGACUGUCUCUUUAAGUAAUAACCUAUGAUCUUUUCUGGAAGUGCUGGGUGUCACUUCGUGGUAUAUGAAAUUUACUUCUGCAGAAGGUUCAUUUUUAUUUAAAUUCAUGGAUUGACAUGUAAGGCAUUUUUUUUUUCCUCUCCAGUUGAAUAUUUUGCUGCACAGUAUUAAUAUGUAUACGGCAAAUUAAUUUAUGUUAAUGGGAAAUAUUCUCGGUUUAUAAGCGGGGGUUUAUUUUCCUAUAAAUAUUCAGUAAAGCAUACAUCAUUCUGCGUA